UUCUUCCUGUGUUUCCUAGGUUGUCACAAAGGUCGCAGGUUGGGAUACAAGUGUUACCUGGUCUACAACAACUUUGAGGAUUACGCCGGAGCAUCCAGGAAGUGUCUGGAACGCGGCGGCCGUAUGGCGAUGCCCCGGGACCGCAAGGAACAGGAGGCGUUGGCCGACUACGUCAAGUCCUUCUUCCACCCGGGGAACUGGCCCGUGUGGCUGGGCGUCAACGACCUGCGCUCCGAGGGUCUGUACCUGUUCGACGACGGCACGCAGGUCUCCUACUUCCAGUGGCGCAGGCACUUCCUCUCCAGUCAGCCUGACGGAGGGAAGCGGGAGAACUGCGUGGCCAUGUCGUCAGACGACGGGGACUGGUGGGACCACUACUGCGACCGGAACAUGAACUACGUCUGCGAGUUCGACGACAGGGUGUCACUUUGAAAACUGACUUCUUUAC
Cynoglossus semilaevis (tongue sole) is the source of this 448-nucleotide messenger RNA. RefSeq names its product C-type lectin domain family 11 member A-like. The transcript has a single exon. Gene Ontology annotation, molecular function: growth factor activity. The record is from RefSeq and is a predicted model, not a curated record. Gene Ontology annotation, biological process: ossification. Lineage: Eukaryota; Metazoa; Chordata; Actinopteri; Pleuronectiformes; Cynoglossidae. The annotation marks the transcript as partial.